UAUCUGCGUCGUCAUCUAGUCAAACUGCAUACUGAUUACGAAACUAUCCUCACCUCCCAAACACCCCGAAGAAGGUUUUACCCAAAUCUCUCCUCUCAAAACCCUAAAAUCUCUCAGUGAUUCCAUCUUCUCUCCCGGUUCUGAUCUCGAUCUCCUUCUUGAAUCUGUGUUUGACAUAAGAUGUCUGGAGGUUUAGAUAUGACACUUGAUGAAUCUAUAAAGAGGGCUAAGGCUGCAAAAUCUGGAGGCAGAGGCACUUCCCGCCGUGGUGGUGGUGGUCGUCGUGAUCACGGACCUAACGGGUUUCUUGGUGGAAGAGGCAACGGACCUGCUCGAAGAGGCCCUCUUGCUGUGAAUUCUCGGACCUCAUCUUUCACCAUUAACAAGCCUGUUCGUAGGACCAGAAGCGUGCCAUGGCAGAAUGGUUUGUUUGAAGAUGGCCUAAGAGCUGCUGGAGUAGACGUUGAAACCAGGCUCCAUAUCACCAACCUGGACAAUGGUGUAACAAACGAUGAUAUAAGGGAACUCUUCUCUGAAAUUGGGGAGCUCAAACGUUAUGCGAUUCAUUUUGAUAAAAAUGGGCGUCCAAGUGGCACAGCGGAAGUGGUGUAUCCAAGAAGAAGUGAUGCAAUUCAAGCUCUGAAGAAAUACAACAACGUGUUGUUGGAUGGAAGGCCAAUGAGACUUGAGAUAUUGGGUGGAAACAACGCUGAGGCUCCUCCUUUAUCUGGUCGUGUGAAUGUGAAUGUCUCUGGACUCAAUGGAAGGCUGAAGAGGACGGUCGUUAUCCAGCAAGGAGGGAGAGGUAAUGGUAGAUUGAGAGGGAGAGGAGGAAGAGGUCCAGCUCCUGCUGUCAAUCGUCUUCCAAUUCAAAACCGGCAGGGAGGAGGAAGGGGUGGGUUUCGUGGUGGUAGAGGGAGAGGUGGACGUGGCCGUGGUGGUGGUGGGAGAGGGAAUGGGAAGAAGCCAGUGGAGAAAUCAGCUGCUGACCUUGACAAGGAUCUUGAGAGCUAUCACGCAGAUGCAAUGAACACUUCUUAAAAAGCCUCAAGAGAGAAUUCAGUGUUUGUUUGUUACUACUUAGGCUCGUGUGUUUGUUUGUACCAAGUAAGUACGUAGUUACAGUGUUUGAGAUAUGAUGUGCUGUGCUCUUUGUUUCCAGUGAUUUUAGUUUUGUUUGGUGGUUGGCAAGUGUUAAGUAAGUGAGGAAUGUUUGUUUCAAAAAGAUUGAAGAUUGAGUGCUUUUAAAAUUCUAA
Messenger RNA from Raphanus sativus (radish), 1256 nucleotides. Its product is annotated as THO complex subunit 4D. Gene Ontology annotation, biological process: mRNA export from nucleus. Gene Ontology annotation, cellular component: nucleus. The coding region runs from base 181 to 1041 and encodes 286 amino acids. Gene Ontology annotation, molecular function: mRNA binding. The record is from RefSeq and is a predicted model, not a curated record. Lineage: Eukaryota; Viridiplantae; Streptophyta; Magnoliopsida; Brassicales; Brassicaceae. The transcript is spliced from 7 exons.